Messenger RNA from Sphaeramia orbicularis (orbiculate cardinalfish), 931 nucleotides. It is a transcript of the gene ch25h, whose product is annotated as cholesterol 25-hydroxylase. Bases 50 to 931 code for a protein of 293 amino acids. Gene Ontology annotation, molecular function: oxidoreductase activity; iron ion binding. Gene Ontology annotation, biological process: lipid biosynthetic process. Lineage: Eukaryota; Metazoa; Chordata; Actinopteri; Kurtiformes; Apogonidae. The transcript has a single exon. The record is from RefSeq and is a predicted model, not a curated record.
AGUAUAUGGUUUCAGCUGGCAUUGUGUCCCUUUUAGAAAUCUUCAGGAAAUGCCUUGUUGCACAACACCACAACUCUUCACAAUGCCAUCUAAUUUAAGUGAAGCAGAAGUGCAUCAGUUUCAGACUGCAGGGAUGGCAGACUCACAGAGCAAUGUGGACCCCCUCCUGCAGAUUCUCUGGGACUGGCUGAGGAACCACCACAGCCUGUUAACGUCUCCAUUUUUCCCUGUUUUGUUUUCACUCAGUGUUUAUUUGAGCUGCUGUCUUCCUUAUUUGUGUCUGGAUAUGCUCUGCUCCAGAAUAGCUCUGGUACGUCGCUUCAAGAUCCAGCCUCAGAGCCAGGUGACAUGGCCAGAGGCUCGGAGCUGCCUGCGCAACAUUUUCCACAACCACGCUUGUUUCAUUUUCCCUCUGUCUCUCCUGCACUGGUUCUGGAAGCCUCUAGUUUGUCCAAAAAUGGCUCCUGACACGCUCUCUGUAGUCGUGGACGUCCUGGCGUGUCUCCUCCUGUUUGACAUGCAGUACUUUUUCUGGCAUCUGCUGCAUCACAACGUGCCCUGGCUCUACUGUUUCUUCCAUAAGGAGCACCACUACUACACAGCGCCCUUCACGUUGACCACACAGAACACAGGGGUUUGGGAGCUGCUGAGCCUCAGCUUCUUCACCACACUGAACCCUGCACUCCUGGACUGUCAUCCUCUCACUGAGAUGCUCUUCUUUGUUGCAAACAUCUUUCUGUCGGUGGAGGCUCAUUCAGGCUAUGAUUUCCCCUGGUCUCCACAUAGACUGGUGCCUUUUGGACUUUAUGGAGGAGCUCGGCAUCAUGACCUCCACCACCGUCAAUUCAGAGUAAACUAUGCGCCAUAUUUUACGCACUGGGACAGACUUUAUGGGUCACUGCAGGAAGAAAAUAUGAAGAUAAAGAAAUGA